Molecule: messenger RNA, 1941 nt
Organism: Coniophora puteana RWD-64-598 SS2
Lineage: Eukaryota; Fungi; Basidiomycota; Agaricomycetes; Boletales; Coniophoraceae
Product: cyclohexanone monooxygenase
Exons: 7
Coding region: 192-1823 (543 amino acids)
Molecular function (GO): flavin adenine dinucleotide binding; N,N-dimethylaniline monooxygenase activity; NADP binding
Source: RefSeq, a predicted model, not a curated record
CUUACGUAUAGGUCACGUAUUCUAUGAACCAUUUCCACAGCAGCGCAACACCGUGCUGGGUUUAAAUACCCAUCCUCACCCGGAAGAUAUAAAUAAGGGCAUACGUGAAGAACCGACUGCGAUCGCGUGCCUUUCUCGCGCCUUCUCCUCUCCAUCCAACAUCCCACAUCCCAUACAACACCGAAAUCGACAUGUCAGCGGAAACAUACGAUGUCAUCAUUGUUGGCGCCGGCUUCUCUGGGAUGUACUCGCUCUUCAAGCUCACAAAGGCCUCAUUCCGCUGUAAGCUGAUCGAGGCGGGCUCCGAUUUCGGCGGGACGUGGUACUGGAACACGUACCCCGGUGCACGGGUAGACACGCCCAUACCAGGAUACGAGUUCUCUCUCGAGGAUCUGUGGAAGGAGUGGACGUGGCCGGAGAUGUAUCCGAAUGGCGAAGAUCUGCGAACGUACUUCAACUACGUGGACCGGAAGCUUGGUCUGCGUGAGCACUGCCUGUUCAAUAGCACAGUCAAAAGCGCGCAUUGGGAUGAUGACCUUCACAUGUGGGAUGUAAAGUCUGAAGGCGUUGCUGGAGUGUACGAGGCCAGAAGUCGGCAUGUUAUAUUUGCUUUGGGCACCUCCUGCGAGCCCUACAUCCCAAACAUCAAAGGUCUGAACCAGUUCUCCGGAAAACCAAUGCACACAGCCCGCUGGCCCAAAGAAGGGCUGGACACCCAAGGCAAAAGGGUCGGCCUAAUUGGCACUGGCGCGAGUGGCGUGCAGAUUGUCCAGGAGGUCGGCCCCAAGGCUGACAAACUCACCGUCUUUCAUCGCACCCCGAACCUCGCAGUGCCCAUGCGACAGCGGUUGUUGCAAGCGCAAGACCAGACGCUCGCAAAGUCCACGUAUCUCGAUUUCCACCAGAGGCUUCGCGAGACGUUUGCGGGGUACUCUUACGACAGGAACGGGCGCAAGACUCGAGAGGACACAGACGAGCAGCGGGAAGCGUUUUACGAGGAGCAGUGGUCUCUCGGUGGCUUUCGUCUUCUCGUUGGCGGGUACACCGAUAUCCUCUCGUCAAAGGACGCCAACGACCUGCUAUACCAGUUCUGGCGACGCAAAGUCUCCGAGCGUAUCGGCGACGAGAAGAAACGCGCCAUCCUCGCACCCGAGAUCCCGCCCCACCCAAUCGGUGCAAAGCGGAUCUCGCUCGAGCAGAACUACUGGGAGGUUAUGUCCAGGGAUAACGUCGACCUUGUGGAUGUCAACGAGGAGCCUAUUGUCGAGGUCACGAAGAACGGCAUCAGGACGACGAAGCGAAAGUAUGAGUUGGACGUCUUGGUGUUGGCUACAGGAUUCGACGCCUUCACUGGUAGUUUCUUCCGGAUCGACAUUCGAGGAGAAGAGGGCAGGGCAAUUCAGGAACACUGGAAAGACGGUGUUCAAAGUCAAUUUGGACUGGCCAUCGACAAGUUCCCGAACCUUUGGUUCAUGUACGGCCCGCACACUCCAGGAGCAUUCGCGACCAUGCCAGUCGUCGCAGAAAUUCAAGGAGACUGGUUCUUGAACACCUUCGAAUACCUCAGAAGAGAGGAGAUCACAAAGUUCGUCGCGAAAACCGCGGCAGCAGAGGCGUACAGCAAGCAUGUGACGGACUUGGCACCUCCGCUGCUGCUGCAGGCCGACAGCUGGUACGUUGGCGCGAACGUUCCUGGGAAGAGGAGGCAGGUGUAUCAUUAUAUGGGAGGUAUGGCUGCGUACAUUGGUGAGCUGGAAGAAGAGGCGAGGCAAGCGUACCCAAGUUUCGAGAAAAGUAGCCUUAGAACAACGCGAGGUGUCUGAUUCAACUGUUUCAACACUGGAUAGAUGUCACGAGUGCCCGCCCUAUAUGUAAAUUCAAAGUCAGCAUUUCGGCGACGAACUUUCUUGUAUUACCUCGAACUCAAUAUUUGAUAACGUC